Molecule: messenger RNA, 2363 nt
Organism: Dentiscutata erythropus
Lineage: Eukaryota; Fungi; Glomeromycota; Glomeromycetes; Diversisporales; Gigasporaceae
Source: the annotation of a GenBank genome assembly
AAAAGGUCAGCCUAUUACAGCAGGAUGCGCCUGGUGGAGACCUAUAGUGUUUGAUACACCCGUUCUUGCGAAAUUUUCUGAAUCAGAUAUGUAUUUACCAAAGGGACCAAAGGGCAUAGUACUUCUUUCUGGAAAAAAGAAACAACUGAAGUCUACUUAUAUCGACAUGGCUACCAAAACGGCUACUCCAAAGACCCGAAAACCUAAAGCUAAUAACUUUGUAUUGGUCUUAGAGCAGUUCCUAGAAAAGCAUAAUUUGACAGCCGACUCCACUCUAGAACAAUUAAGCGAACAUGCUCCCGAACUGGAUGCUUUACUUCCUGAUUGGAAGGCCCGUAAGUGCGUUAAGGAAGCCCUUGCGAGAGGCACUGAAAAAAGAAGUGCAUUUAGCAAAGAGCAGAUAGGGGCUCUCGUGCCAGAUCAGAGAAAUAAGAUAUAUUCUGUCAGGAAAAGGGCCCAAGAAGUUGCUAAAAGCGGAGAUAAGUGGGAUAUUUUCAUUAAUACUUUAUCUUUGGGACCAAAAGGAAAUAAGGAUGGAGUAAUUGAUGAUAAGGAAAUGGUUGCUUCUAGCUUAAACCAAUCACGAUUUUGUAAGUAUUUAGCAGAGUACGGGGCCGAUCCUGAACUUAUUGAUCGCUAUGCCAUGGAUUCAAAGACGACUACGGCUUCUAACAAAAUCCAGCAAGAGUGGACUGAGAAGCGCUUGGCUGAUCCAGGUAAAACUCCAGAUCAUUUCACCUUUGAGAAGGUGCUUAGGAGACUCCAGAAUAUCGAUACUUCUAAAAUUCCCUCUAUGCAGGAUCUCGCGGAUGUAAUAGUGAUGCUGAGCAUGAGGCCUGCUGAAAGAAAAAAACCGAUGCCUAUGCGCUUACUCUCUAUGGAAAAGAAUCCAGAACGUGCUAGGGAAUUACUUACCUGGAUUCAAGACGCUAUUAAGGCUGGAAAGUUGCGUGAUCCAGUUUAUACUGAAACUGGAAAGCGAGCUAAACACGCCUCGAUGGUUCAUGCUGGCCCAAAUCCAACCCCUCAACAUCUCGACCAUCUUUCAGAAAUCGCAAUAAGACAUAAAAUUAACCGUCUUGAUGCGGGAAAAAAUUACGCUUUAGGUGAUCCAGAAUCGAAGAAGGAGCUCAACUCUGGACCAGAGACAAGUGAUGGUCCAAAACCCCAAACACAGGCUUCUUCACCUGCAUCCCAGUCUAGAAACAAUGAUCCAAAAAAGUCUCAGACUAUGGAUAUGGAUUCAAUGUUAGCUGAAAUUGAUGCAAUAUGUGGUGCUCCUAUUCUGUGGGAACGCAUCGAGCUAAAGGGGAACGAUCCCAAAGCAAAGAAAUUCAUAGAAUUAGUAUGUGGGAAGCAAAAGCCAAUUUAUAGCUCGAAACUAACCCAUCUCGAAAUUCCAUACUAUAAUCCACUUUCAAGUAAGAAAAUUGAAGGCAUCAGCAUUAAAGCAUACCCCAAUCUGAGAUAUCUUAAUUUAUGUAGUAGUGAUAUUAUGGGUGAUAAAGCUUUAUGUGGAAUGGUGGGAUCAUGUCGUAAAAUAGAAUAUCUAAAUAUUUCUUUCUGCCAAGGCAUUACUGAUAGAUCUUUAAUCAAAAUUGCGGACAGUUACCAAGCUUUACAAGAGUUUCAUUUUGCUUGUGCGCAUUCGAUUUCUGAAAGAUUUAUAAGUCACAUCUUAAACUCAUGCCCAAAUUUACGAAGAUUCAGUAUUCCGGGUAGCUGUCGAAGAAAAAAUAGAUGUGAUAUAUUAGUAGAAAAACUUCUUACUGUAGAGAAACACCUUAAUGUAGAGAAACAUCUUAGUGUAGAGUAUCUUGAUUUUGGGUGUUAUAAAAUUAGCAAAAGAGCCGUAAAUAAGCUAAAUCCAAUUACCCACAUAGAGAAUUUCGAGGAAACUUUAACGACUCCUGAUCUCAUUGGGGUGGUUAGAAAUCAUCUUACACAUAACAAUGUUGCUAGUAGACAGAUUUUAGCUCAGAGCCUUCAGAGCCUUUUAGACCUAAGUAUGCGAGAUAAUUUGCAGUGGUAUUCCGAUCCAGGGUUGGCUAGAUCAACAUUUGCGAAGCAAACGAAAGGGCGUCUAGUUGCAACACAGGACCUACCAUAUAAGCAAAUAGUGCCGAAAAAAGCAUAUGUUGUGAAAGGCUUGAGGACUUGCAAUUCCGAGAUCGCCAGGCGUAAGACCAACUAUGUCUUUCCGACGACAAUACUAAUUACGCCUCAUACCUCCUUAACUUCGGCCUGGCGCUCUUUUUCUCAGCAAGAUAUAAAGCAUGUAGGUGUAUGUGGAAGUUCAGCCAACUUUCCGCCAAAAACUUUCCCAGAGAAAAUAACGCAAAUAAGGUAUGUAUAUGCCAGAA